UGGGAGGUGUAGGGGUGUGCGGACGUUUUUGUUUCCGGUAUAAGAUGGCGGCAGCGAAUGUGCUUCGGAGUUACUGUCGCGCUGUGAGACAGCUGCUCUGUGUUCCCCAUAUUAGAUUGUACAGCAGCUUUUGUUUGCUAAAAGCAAAGCACACUUUGGAGCUUGAUAAGUCUCUGUGGAAGGAUCAACAUCAGCACAGGUUGUUCAGAACAACUGUUGUUUCACAUAGCCAGAUUGUCCAGUUCAAGCUGUCUGAUAUUGGAGAAGGAAUUACAGAGGUGACUGUGAAAGAAUGGUAUGUAAAAGAAGGUGACAUUGUAUCUCAGUUUGACAGCAUCUGUGAGGUGCAAAGCGACAAGGCCUCAGUUACAAUCACCAGUCGUUACGAUGGUGUCAUUAAAAAACUCUAUUAUAACUUAGAUGAAAUUGCACAUGUGGGGAAACCUUUAGUGGACAUAGAAACAGAGGCCUUAAAAGCUGUAGCUUCUGAAGAGGAUGUGGUAGAGACGCCUGCUGUGUCCCAUGAAGAACACACACACCAGGAGAUUAAAGGCCACAAAACCUUAGCAACGCCAGCUGUUCGCCGGCUUGCCAUGGAAAACAAUAUUAAACUGAGUGAAGUUGUUGGGACAGGGAAAGAUAAUCGCAUCCUCAAGGAAGACAUUCUCAAUUAUUUGGCCAAGCAGACAGGUGCCAUUUUACCUCUGUCAACCAAACCUGCAAUGAUCCCAUCUUUGCCAAAAACAGGCGCUGCAAGUGACAAGUUGGAAGGGAAGACUUCUAAAAUUCCAGCACCCAUUUCCAUACCCAUUUCCAUACCUGUAGGUUUUUCAGGGAAAGAUAAAACAGAGGCCUUAUCAGGGUUCCACAAGACAAUGGUGAAGACCAUGACUAUUGCGCUGAAAAUUCCUCACUUUGGUUAUUGCGAUGAGGUUGAUCUAACACAACUCAUCAAGCUGAGGGAAGAGUUGAAAUCAGUAGCAGAUGUACGGGGAGUUAAACUCUCUUUCAUGCCCUUCUUCAUAAAGGCAGCUUCUUUGGGUUUAUUACACUACCCUAUUCUUAAUUCUUCUGUGGAUGAAAACUGUCAAAACAUCACCUACAAGGCUUCUCACAACAUUGGAGUAGCUAUGGAUACAGGACAAGGAUUGGUUGUCCCUAAUGUAAAAAAUGUUCAGAUCCGCAGCGUGUUUGAAAUUGCAUCAGAAUUAAACCGCUUACAGAACUUGGGGUCUGCAAACCAGUUGGGAACGAAUGACCUCACAGGAGGAACUUUCACACUCUCUAAUAUUGGCACAAUUGGCGGUACUUAUGCCAAACCAGUGAUACUACCUCCUGAAGUAGCCAUUGGAGCUCUUGGAAAAGUACAAAUCCUUCCUCGUUUUAACAGUGUGGGUGAAGUAUUUAAAGCACAGAUAAUGAAUGUGAGCUGGUCUGCUGAUCACAGGAUUAUCGAUGGUGCAACCAUGGCACGGUUUUCUAACUUGUGGAAAUCUUACUUGGAGAACCCUGCUUCUAUGCUACUGGAUCUUAAGUAAUGAAGACUAAUGGCCAGUAUUUUAAUUUGGGGAUGAUAUCAAGCUAGCUAUGCUAGCAAGUGUCCUUAAUACUACAUUUCUUAACUCACUAUGACAUUGAGAUUGAUUGGUCCUUUCAGACCUCCAGUCAGUGUACUGAUUGACCUUGUUACAGUCUGUUCAAAUGAGUAUUUUAGCUGUAAGUUAUUUGCGUAGGGGCUGUUAUAAGUUACGGGACAGAGUGGCUCCUGAGGAGGGCGGUGGGAAAUUUUUAAUGACGAGACACUGACAAUAUCAGAAGAAAGCUGCUGUUAGUUGCAGUGCUUUUAUUUCAACUGCCUGCGUUGCUUAGAAAAUUAAUUAUGUUAACAACUGUUGGGGGGGGAGACUUUCUUUUUGACAAAACAUAAAAAGAUGUUAGAAUAAUUAACGCACAAAUCACGGAAACACAAAAUGCCUCUGUGCUUGUCUUGAUAUAAUUGGCGAUGGAUUUUUCUUUCACUUAACUUUUGUUUUUCUAUUUUUUAAAAAAUGUUCUUUGAACCUAAAAUAAUUCUUGGGCACACCAUUAAUUACUGAAAUUAAUUAUAUAAUGCCUAGACACCAUAUAUACCUACAUUGUAUAGCCAUAACAUAAAGUAUGAAGCAGGCAAUCAUAUGUAAGACUGUGGCAGUUUCAGUGGCAUUUGUUCAUUACGCAGCUUGCCAGUGGUCAGCUCGUGAAUCAUAUUUGUCCAUGUGAAUGUGUACCUGAAGGUGCUACUAGAAGGUCCUAAGAAAGGAGGAGAAAUACGCAAUACUAGAAGGACCAUUUAAAACAAAUAAAUAAAGCAAAUACUUUCCCUUGUUAAAAAUUUCCUGGAAAAACCAUUAGGAUAAAAAAAGGGAGCUAGCAUCAGUUAAAAGAUUUUUAUAUUACAGCACUGGGAUUCACACUCCUCCCCCCCCCCCCCCGCAUGCUGUCUCCUAGAUUUAAAUGCACUGUGUUUGCUUUUUCUAAGAGUGGGCAUAGCAUUAGUUGUCAGAAGAUAUUGGGUUGGAUCCAACAUACCAGUUGUUCUAGUGGCAGCACAUUCUUCUGGUACCAGGAGCUUUCUGUUAAUGGACAAAAAAAAGUCCUUUUGCCUAGGAGGAAGGCUUCUUGGGCUGGAGGAACAUGAAAGAGGUCUGCGGGACCCAAGCCAAUGCUUUUAGACAACAUACAGCCACUUAUUGGUCAAGGUUAAAAGUAGUCUUAAAAGCUACUUAUGUUUGUUUACAGGCUAUGAAUGAAACUGCUGUAUGCCUUAAAAGAAAAAAAAGUUCCAAAAAUAAUAUGGGAAAUAGCAAUGUGAAUAAAAUGCUCAGCAGAAACUUAGAAGCACAUAUAGGGGUCGUGCUUCAUCAUCUUUGAAAGCUUAUUUGACUCAGUAUCCCUGCAAACUAAAAUUUUUGGUAAAUAGAUUCUGUAAUGCAAAGAAAUAAACAAAAAGGCCUUUGUGAAAUAUCACCUGAUGGGGGGGAAAGCUGACAUAAGGCUUCAUUUACAUAUAACAAAGGCCUUGUGCUUGAUAGGGAGCAACAUGGUGCCAUGAAAUUGCUUAGGUGGUUAUAUUUAGGUUUCACAAUGGAAAGGACUGAAUAGCUGCUCCAUGGGGUAGGUUAAGGAAAGGGUGGGGGGCUACAGCCACUUCUCCCUUUCUGCUGUGAUCAUAAGCAGAAAAGAAUCAGUGUGCAUCUGUGAGGCACAAAGUUCCAUUGGAGGUGUGGUAGAGUCCUCCUAUUGUUGCCCAACAAACACACAACUUUGUAAUGCGUAGAUGGAUAAGACUGGAGUCCUUGUAUGUGUUGCUAUGAAGUCCUUGGGUAUGAGAGAGGUCAGUUACUGCUUGCAUCUCCUGUACAACCAUGAGAAACUUUCUGUUAGUUUUGGAUGAUUUAAACAUUAAUUAUAUUGUAUAAUUUUGUUUUGAUUUCCAUUCUUCAAUAAAGCUUGUUUUAUUAC
This is a messenger RNA of Heteronotia binoei (common prickly gecko), 3501 nucleotides long. It is a transcript of the gene DBT, whose product is annotated as dihydrolipoamide branched chain transacylase E2. Bases 45 to 1538 code for a protein of 497 amino acids. The record is from RefSeq and is a predicted model, not a curated record. The transcript has 11 exons. Lineage: Eukaryota; Metazoa; Chordata; Lepidosauria; Squamata; Gekkonidae. Gene Ontology annotation, cellular component: mitochondrion; cytoplasm. Gene Ontology annotation, molecular function: acetyltransferase activity; lipoic acid binding.